This is a messenger RNA of Emiliania huxleyi CCMP1516, 987 nucleotides long. RefSeq lists its product as hypothetical. The transcript has 3 exons. The record is from RefSeq and is a predicted model, not a curated record. Lineage: Eukaryota; Haptophyta; Isochrysidales; Noelaerhabdaceae. Bases 1 to 987 code for a protein of 328 amino acids.
AUGCGGCAGCUUCGCGCACUGGCCAGACCGGUAUGUGUCGGGGCAGCACUGCUGGCUUCGCGGUCGCCAGUCGUGCUCUCGCUGCCUGCCGGUGCCAUGUCGGGGCGGGCAGCGUUGAAUGACGCCAUGGUGGCGGAGGAGGAGAAGGCGAUCGUGGCGCGGCUGGCGGCGCUGCUGCCGGCGCUGGGCCUCGCGGCAUGCGUUCCGCGGCUGCCGAUCAAACGCAAGCUCCGCGACAACGACUACGCGCCCAAGCACCAGGUUGAGGCGCCAACAGUGGGCGCGGUCGCCGUCGGCGGCGGGCUCACUGGAGGCAGCUACGGUGCAGUCGAUGUUGGAGGCGGCGGCCUUCGCGGCGGCGGCGACUACGGCGGCGGCGAGAGGAGCCGUCACGGCGGCAGUGGCCUGGGCGGCGGCGGACUGGGCGGCGGCAACGACGGCGGCGGCGUCGGUGAGGGCGGUGGGGGGCUCAGAGGCGGCGGCGGCGGCGGCGGCGGCGGGCUCGGUGGGGGCGGUGACGGCGGCGGCGAGGGAGGCGGCAGGCUCGGAGGCAGCGGUGAGGGCGGCGGCGGCGGCGAGGGCGGCGGCGGCGAGGGCGGCGGCGGCGAGGGCGGCGGCGCCGGCGAUUGCGAGGCAGCGACGGCGGCCUGCUGCGGCAGCGGGGGCGAGGGCGGCGGCGGCGGCGGCGGCGGCGGUGGCGGCGGUGAGGGCUGCGGCGAGAAGGACGGAGGCCGCGACGGCGGAGGCCGCGGCGGCGGCGGUGGUCCGGGCGGCGGCGGCGACGGCAACGGUGGCGGCGGUGAGGGCGGCGGCGGCGGCGGCGGCGGCGGCGGCGGCGGCGGCGGCGGCGGCGGCGGCGGCGGCGGCGGCGGCGGCGGCGGCGGCGGCGGCGGCGGCGGCGGCGGCGGCGGCGGCGGCGGCGGCGGCGGCGGCGGUGGGCUCGGUGCGAACCCGACCGUGGAGACGGCGAGGGAGGUGGCGGGCUAG